AUGUCGAAGCCUUCAGAUCUGGCGCCAUGGGAGAGUGCCGUCGCAGGUGCCGCAGGUGCCGUGCUGGCCAAUGCCUUAGUAUAUCCACUCGACAUUGUUAAGACGAGAUUACAAGUCCAGAUCAAGAAGCGGGACCAACCCGUGCAGCACACCGCCGAACAGCAUCACUACGAAUCAACCUUGGACGCCAUUAAAAAGAUAGUAGAACACGAGGGUAUUCAGGGUCUGUAUUCGGGUUUCCACGGGGCACUUCUCGGCGUGGCCUCGACGAACUUUGCAUACUUCUACUGGUAUUCGGUGGUGCGAGGCCUGUACACCAAAUACGAAACGAUCGCCGGCCAGCACCCGGGCACGGCAGUCGAGCUAGGGUUGGGAGCUGUGGCUGGAGCCGUUGCACAGAUAUUCACCAUCCCCGUCGCAGUCAUCACCACACGACAGCAAACACAGCCAAAAGGCCACAAGAAGGGCUUCUGGGAAACAGGAAAAGAGGUGGUUCAUAGCGAUGACGGCUUGAGCGGACUGUGGAGAGGACUGAAGGCCUCGCUUGUGCUGUGUGUCAACCCAGCAAUUACUUAUGGCGCUUACCAGCGCUUGAAAGACAUUUUGUAUCCAGGAAGGGAAAGAUUACGUCCUUGGGAGGCUUUCCUUCUCGGAGCCCUCUCCAAGUCCAUAGCCACCAUGACUACCCAACCCUUAAUUGUCGCAAAGGUUGGUCUUCAAUCACGGCCUCCGCCAGCUCGCGAAGGGAAACCCUUCAAAAGCUUUGGGGAGGUUAUGGCCUACAUCAUCGAGCAUGAAGGGCCACUUGCUCUGUUCAAGGGGAUAGGGCCUCAACUAGUCAAGGGCUUGUUGGUACAAGGUUUUCUCAUGAUGACCAAGGAAAGAGUCGAGAUUCUUUUCAUACUCCUUUUCGCUUAUAUGCGGACGGUCAAGGAGAAGAAAUUGAAGGCUGUUGCGGAGAAAGUGAAAGCAAACACGGCGCCGUUGGCCGACGGCCUGAAGAGCAGGGCCAUGCCCGUCGCAGAGAACGUGCUGGAAAAGGCCAAAGCUGCCAUUCCCGCCAGUGUGAAAUGA
Messenger RNA from Capronia coronata CBS 617.96, 1074 nucleotides. RefSeq lists its product as uncharacterized. Lineage: Eukaryota; Fungi; Ascomycota; Eurotiomycetes; Chaetothyriales; Herpotrichiellaceae. Gene Ontology annotation, biological process: transmembrane transport. The record is from RefSeq and is a predicted model, not a curated record. The transcript is spliced from 3 exons. The coding region runs from base 1 to 1074 and encodes 357 amino acids.